This is a messenger RNA of Tarenaya hassleriana, 1708 nucleotides long. Its product is annotated as AP-4 complex subunit mu. The transcript is spliced from 13 exons. Gene Ontology annotation, cellular component: cytoplasmic vesicle; clathrin adaptor complex; trans-Golgi network. Lineage: Eukaryota; Viridiplantae; Streptophyta; Magnoliopsida; Brassicales; Cleomaceae. Gene Ontology annotation, biological process: Golgi to lysosome transport; protein targeting. The record is from RefSeq and is a predicted model, not a curated record. The coding region runs from base 114 to 1472 and encodes 452 amino acids.
AGAGAGAGAGAGAGAGAGAGAGAGAGAGAGAGAGAGAGAGAGAGAGAGAACCUGAGCUUCGUCGAGGUCAGCCGGGGAAAUCGAUUUUUGUUUUUUCAGAAGGAACAACGAAGAUGAUGAUCUCUCAGUUCUUCGUCUUGUCUCAGCGAGGCGACAACAUCGUCUUCCGCGACUAUCGUGCUGAGGUGCCGAAAGGAAGCACGGAGACAUUCUUCCGUAAAGUUAAGUUCUGGACAGAAGACGGGAAAGAGGAGGCACCCCCUAUCUUUAAUGUGGAUGGCGUGAACUACUUCCACGUGAAGGUUGUUGGACUGUUUUUUGUAGCUACAACAAGGGUGAAUGUCUCGCCAUCUCUUGUUUUGGAGCUUCUACAAAGGAUUGCCCGUGUUAUUAAGGAUUACCUUGGUGUCCUGAACGAAGAUUCAUUUAGAAAAAAUUUUGUGCUGGUUUAUGAGUUGCUCGACGAAGUAAUCGAUUUUGGCUAUGUGCAAACAACAUCUACCGAAGUUCUGAAAUCCUAUGUAUUUAAUGAGCCGAUUGUAGUUGCUCCUGCACGCCUUCAACCAAUUGAUCCUGCUGCCAUCUUCACGCAGGGAGCCAAAAGAAUGCCUGGGACAGCUGUUACUAAAUCUGUUGUAGCUAAUGAGCCUGGGGGCAGGAGGCGAGAGGAAAUUUUUGUGGACAUCAUCGAGAAAAUCAGUGUUACUUUCAGUUCUAGCGGCUAUAUAUUGACUUCUGAGAUAGAUGGCACCAUUCAAAUGAAGAGCUACCUUUCUGGAAAUCCAGAAAUUCGUUUAGCUCUCAAUGAAGAUCUAAGCAUAGGAAGGGGAGGAAGAUCGAUAUAUGAUUAUCGGAGUUCAUCUGGUGCAGGAGCUGUGAUACUUGAUGAUUGCAACUUUCACGAAUCUGUUCGGCUUGAUAGCUUUGAUAUGGAUAGAACUUUGUCCCUGGUUCCACCAGAUGGUGAAUUCCCAGUCAUGAAUUACCGUAUGACCCAGGAGUUCAAAGCUCCUUUUCAUGUGAAUACCCUGAUCGAAGAAGCAGGACGCCUGAAGGCCGAAGUGAUUAUCAAAAUACGUGCCGAGUUUCCUUCAGACGUAGUUGCAAAUACAAUUACUGUGCAGAUGCCGUUGCCAAAAUACACUUCCAGGGCUAGUUUCGAGGUAGAAACAGGCGCUGCUGGGCAGAGGACGGAUUUCAAGGAAUCCAGUAAGAUGCUUGAAUGGAAUUUGAAAAAGAUCGUUGGUGGGGCAGAACACACAUUGCGUGCAAAGCUGACAUUUGCACAGGAAUCACAUGGUAAUAUCACAAAGGAAGCCGGGCCUGUAAGCAUGACAUUCACGAUACCAAUGUACAAUGUUUCCAGACUUCAGGUAAAAUACUUGCAGAUAGCGAAGAAAUCGAGCACUUACAAUCCGUAUCGCUGGGUCAGAUAUGUCACUCAGGCCAAUUCCUACGUGGCCCGGAUAUGAUCGAUCAUAUGUCCAAAAGGCUCCUAAAGAUGGUAAUCCUUCCAUGACUGUAAGCUACACUUUCGCCUUUUUUUUCGCUCUGCUCGGUGUUUACAUCCUCAGACUAAGGUGAAAAAAAUUUCCGGUACAAAUAUGUUCAUCGGAUAAAAGUAUAAAUACUUGUUGUGCUUUUUAGGUCUUUCUAGCAAAUAUGCUUUCUGGGUUUAUCUGAAUAAAAUCAUGUGCAUGUUUUGUUU